AUGCAGUGGAAAGCUCUCGCCCUCGUUCUCCUUGUCGAUCACGCCGCCGGCCAGGGGCUCCCGGUGCCCUCCGGGAUACCAGCCAUGCUGCGUUUCCAAUGCUCACACCUCGUCAUCGAACGCCUAGACCCGCUCGUCAGCCCCGGCUCCAUCCCAUCGCCUCAUCUCCACCAGAUCGUCGGCGGCAACUCGUUCAACGCGACCAUGGACCCGAGCACGCACGACCUCGUUAAGGGCUCCACGUGCACCAGCUGCACCUUCACCGAAGACUUCUCCAACUACUGGACCGCCGUCCUCUAUUUCCGCGCCCGAAACGGCACCUACAAGCGCGUGCCGCAGCUGCCCAACCUCGGCCUGGGUGGCAACGGCGGCGUGACCGUUUACUACAUCCCGCCACACGACGGCAAGACCAGGGUGACGGCCUUCAAGCCGGGGUUCCGCAUGCUCGUGGGCGACGCCGCCCUGACCGCACCCGGCCAGGACCCCAAGGUCUGCCACCGCUGCAUGCCCAAGGAGGGGGACAACAGCAACCUGAACUGCGCCGCGCCAGACACGCAGACCCUGCCCGCGAAGCCCUGCGUGGGUGGGAUCCGUUCGGUGAUUACCUUCCCCACGUGCUGGGACGGCGUAAAUACCGAUACCCCGGACCAUAAGAGCCAUGUUGCCUAUCCGACUGAAGGGACUUUUGAUACCAACCAGGAUGGUGGCCCCUGUCCGGAAACACACCCGGUGAAGAUCCCGCAGGUCAUGCUCGAGACUAUUUGGGACACUACAGCUUUCAACGACGAAGAACUUUGGCCCGAGGACGGCUCGCAGCCAUUCGUUUGGAGCACCAACGACAAAGAUGGCUACACCCAACACGGCGACUACGUCUUCGGCUGGAAGGACGACUCGCUCCAACGUGCGAUGGAUGCCCGCUGCACCGGUGAUGUCUGUGACGUAUUGGAGAACCAAACCUUUGAGGAGUCGAUAAAAUGCACCCUCCCCCAGACUGUUGAGGACGAUGUCGAUGGAUGGGUUGCCAAUAUUCCCGGCCAAAGCAUGGUUGACUGA
This is a messenger RNA of Chaetomium globosum CBS 148.51, 1053 nucleotides long. RefSeq lists its product as uncharacterized. The record is from RefSeq and is a predicted model, not a curated record. The transcript has 4 exons. The coding region runs from base 1 to 1053 and encodes 350 amino acids. Lineage: Eukaryota; Fungi; Ascomycota; Sordariomycetes; Sordariales; Chaetomiaceae.